UUUCCUUUAAAAAGAUUAUUCUCUCAAAUCCUUGUUUAACUAUCAUUCAUCAUCUUCCCUUCUUCUUUCUUCCUCCUCUUCAUCAGCUAUUAUAAAGCUCUGUUUAUUUUUUGGUACCUUGUUUAUAUAUAAAACAGAGGAACCCCCUAAAUUUGGCUUCUCCCCCAUUCCAAGUUUUCUCAUUUCGCUAAUUUUGGAGAAGAAACAAACGAUUUUUUAUUUUUCAUAUUUUUCUGAUACAUUUGCUUGGUUUAUGAUCUGUUCAAGCAAAGGAACAAUCUUAAUCGCUAGAGGUGAAAAUUCGAAUUCAACCCCCAGAUUAGGCCUAACAGUUUCAUCCACAGAUUACGCGAAUCGGAUUCCAACUCGAAACAAUCCAAUCAGCGUCAAAACUUUCCGGCGAUCAUCGUCACCGUCAAUGGCGGUGGAAACAAUGUCGAUGGGAUCAGAUUCUUCAACUUUGAUUCUUACCUCAGGAGCAAGCGGUCGCGUUAGGGUACUCUUCUCGAUGCGAGAGCUCAAGCGUCUCGUUACCAUCAUCCAAUCUCUUAUUCUCUUCCUUCUCCUUCCUUUUCGCGUCGUCGUUUGGCGGCGGAGGACCGGUUCCACGGUCGUCAUCAGAGACGAUAAGCAGGAGAGGAAGGUCUGGUCUCCGCCUCAGAUCGUCGUGAGGAAGAGGAGCAGCGGCGGCGGCGAAUCCGGUGUAAGCGUUUCGCCUCCUUCUGUUCCAGCGGCGGUGGUGGAUGAGGAGGUUGCGGUUAGACGGGAGCUGGCGAUUAGGCGAGUUUUGGAGGAUGAAGGCGGCGAUGGAAGCUCCGUCAGAGAUUAUUCACUUUUCACGACCAAGAGAGGUGAUACGUUGUUCACUCAGUCAUGGUCACCUCUUUCCCCAAAUCACAGGGGACUUGUUGUUCUGCUACAUGGACUAAACGAGCACAGUGGUAGGUAUAAUGACUUUGCAAAGCAGCUAAAUGCUAAUGGGUUCAAGGUCUAUGGAAUUGACUGGAUUGGUCAUGGUGGAAGCGAUGGACUUCAUGCUUACGUUCCUUCCCUUGAUUACGCUGUCACAGAUUUGAAAUCAUUUCUGGAUAAGGUAUUAACAGAGAAUCCAGGGCUCCCCUGUUUCUGCAUUGGACACUCAACAGGAGGAGCGAUCAUCCUCAAGGCUAUGCUGGAUCCAAAGAUUGAAUCUCGAGUUUCAGGCAUUGCAUUGACUUCACCAGCUGUUGGAGUCCAACCAUCCCAUCCAAUCUUCACAGUUCUUGCCCCAAUCAUGGCGUUCCUCCUGCCCAGGUACCAAAUAAGUGCAGCAAACAAGAAAGGAAUGCCAGUUUCUCGUGACCCAGCAGCUCUCGUUGCCAAGUAUUCUGACCCAUUAGUCUUCACCGGAUCCAUCCGAGUUAAAACCGGCUACGAGAUCCUUAGAAUCACUGCUCACUUGCAACAGAACCUGAACAAAGUGAAAGUUCCUUUUCUUGUGAUGCACGGAACAGACGAUACAGUGACCGAUCCCAACGCCACAAAGAAACUCUACGAGGAAGCUUCGUCGUCAGACAAAUCGAUCAAGCUCUACGAUGGGUUGUUGCACGAUCUUCUCUUUGAACCCGAGCGAGAAAUCAUAGCUGGGGAGAUUUUAGAUUGGCUGAACCAGCGGGUUUAGCUCGUUCAAACCAAAAGUACUGUCACAACGUCGAAUCAAGAAUCAUAAGAGUGUGCAGCAUUUCUCAAUUCGGCGCGGAAUCAAGAAUUUCUAAGAUUCAGAACAUUGAAAAAUUUAGUUUCUCUGGCAUUUUUCUGAGUUAUUUAUAUGACUUGAGAGAAACGUGAGGGAAAACAAAAAGUAUAGUUCUUGGUCGAUUCAGCAACUUCUGGGCUGAUUUUUUUCAACCCAGAAGUAAGAAAGAAGAUAGAGAGAAGAAGAGACCUCCCAAAUCUGGACUCUCUUGCUAUGCUUCUUGAUGUUGCUAAUAUGUAUUGUCAUAUAAAAACAAUAAUUUUGUAACCUUGGAUUUUAAUAUCUUAUAUAUCUACAUUUUUGUACCUGUA
Capsella rubella is the source of this 2046-nucleotide messenger RNA. Its product is annotated as monoacylglycerol lipase. Bases 254 to 1660 code for a protein of 468 amino acids. The transcript has 7 exons. NCBI's taxonomy places the organism in Eukaryota, Viridiplantae, Streptophyta, Magnoliopsida, Brassicales, Brassicaceae. The record is from RefSeq and is a predicted model, not a curated record. Gene Ontology annotation, molecular function: lipase activity. Gene Ontology annotation, cellular component: membrane.